UCUUCUCUGAAAGAAGAAUUAGGGGGAGUGAUUAAGCGAGCGAGCGAGAGAGAGAAAUGAGAGCGAGAUAGUUGAGCUCACAUGAGAGGAAGUGCAAGACAGAAAAGUCAGAGGCAGCUCGUUGUGUCAAGCAUUUGACUGUGACUCCCUUUGUCAGUGCACAGCCGGGCUCCAGCGCUGCAGCACCACUCCCCUGUCAAAGAAGGAGCUAUCUCCUCCCUGAGCCUCUCCGUCGGCCCUACUGCUGCUUCUGUGAUUGACUGGACUGCUGUGGGAGCACUGUGGAACCUCUCGCUGAAUGUCAGCACCCAAAACUGUGGAUGUGAUCAUCAGCAACCAGUCUUCAUUACCCGCUAGUGGGAACCAGCCAAUGGACUUAAGAGUGACCCACAGGUUGUUACAUCCAGGCCCAGAUACGGCCAUGCUGGCCCCCCGUCCUCCCUUCUUCCUGGGACCCCUCACCAGUCAGCAUUGCCCGCAGUUUCCCCAGCAGCACUUACAGUAUAACAUUGAACAACGACCUCGAGAAAUGGAGGAAGAGGAAAGAGAAGAGCUGCAACAGCUGAUACGAAAGAGUAAAAAUGAGCAGAGUGCUAUAGCCAGUCCUUUGGUGAGGCAGAAGCUUCGAGAACAUAUAAUUAUGAAAAGCCAACCUACCCAUGAUAGGGUCACUCCCAAUCACAGCAGUCCAACAUAUGGGCCACCGGUCCCUGACAUGCCCCCAAAUCCUCAGCCUACACCCUGUGACCAGCGUAAGGACAUCCCCCUGCGAAGAACAGUCUCUGAGCCCACACUGAAGUGGAAGUUAAAGAAACUCAUCACCACAAGGCCAAACCCACUGCAGCGUAAGAUCAGUGCCCCUCCUGCUGUCAAGCACAGGACAGAAACUCUGGACUCCUCCCCAAGAAGCAGCAGCAAUCCAGCUUCUGGCUGCAGCUCCCCAAAUGACAGCCUCCAUUCAGAUAAUGGAUCCCUCCCAUCGGCUCAUGAGUCACAGAGGUUGCUACUGAAGGAUGGUAAUUUAGCACAUUUCACCUUGCCCCCCAAACCCACUGCGAUGCCUAACAUCACUGCUGGACUUCCUGCCCAGGCUGACUUACGAGUAGCCAGGCCAUUGGCAGUGUCUGCUCUGCAUCAGGUCUACAUGCCUCUGGAAGGAAGCAGUCCAGCCCUAGCUCAGCGCCUGCAACCUGUGCUCAUACUGGAACCACAUACAGGGCUGGUGCGCCCCCAGCUUGUCUCACUUCAUGGUUUGAGUUCUGUUCCUCUGCAGCAGCCUCACCUGUCCUCCCCCUCUAGAAGAGAUGGCUUAGUCACUUUGUCCUCCCACAAACCUUUGGAGCGAACACGCUCGGAGCCACCACCCUACAGCCACUCACCCCUACCUCUGCAUACCAGCCAUCACCUGCACCCCCAGCAUCAGCUGCACUCCCAGCAUCAGCUCCCCCAGCAAUACUACAAGAGCGGGCUGGAAAGGUUCAAGCAGAAUUCACAUCUGAGCAAGCUGACAAGCAAGUCCAUUGAGAAACCUCGCCUGACACAGAUUCCAUCGGAGGACAUGGACCUGGAGGAGAUUGGAUCAGGAUCAGGUUCAGGGACGGGAUCUGUGUGUGGCUCAGAACCAGGCUCAAUGUGUGAGGAUGGCAACUGUAGGAGACAGAGCACUGCCAGCACAGAUUCAGUUUACGACACAGAGUCCACUACCUCCUCCCGGGAGAGCUUGAUCGAACCUUCACAUCCUUUCAGUCAGAGGCAGGUGACCCUUAGACCAGGUCUCCAGCUGGAUCCCCUGAGUGUGCCUACCCUAAUUUGGCCCCACCAGCCUCUGGUUCGGACCCAGUCCUCCCCAGCUUCCACCUCCCUGCCACCUACUUCAAAUCCACCCACCUCCAUAGCUUCCCUGUCACUGUCCAGCCCUGCUGCAGACAUCCAGCUACGCUUCACCACAGGUCUAGUUUAUGAUGCUCAGAUGCAGAAGCACCAGUGUAUCUGUGGGGACAACAGUCGCCACCCUGAGCACGCAGGGAGAGUCCAGAGCAUUUGGUCCAGACUGCAUGAAAGAGGCUUAAGGAGCCAGUGUGAGCGCAUCCGUAGUAGAAAGGCCACCAUAGAAGAGCUGCAGUCUGUCCAUUCGGAAAAACAUGUGCUAUUGUUUGGAACCAACCCACUCAACCGCCUAAAACUGGACAACCCCAAACUUGCUGGAAUUCUAUCUCAACAGAUUAUUGUGAUGCUACCAUGUGGAGGGGUUGGGGUAGAUGAUGAUACAAUCUGGAAUGAACAUCACACAUCAACAGCUUCCCGUAUUGCUGCAGGAUGUGUCACAGACCUGGCCCUGAAGGUGGCACAAGGAGAGCUGAAGAAUGGCUUUGCAGUGGUGAGGCCCCCUGGACACCAUGCAAACCAUUCCUCCCCCCUGGGCUUCUGUUUCUUCAACUCUGUGGCCAUCGCUGCCAAGCAGCUCCAACACAAACUCAACGUCAGCAAGAUCCUCGUAGUGGACUGGGACGUGCACCAUGGCAAUGGCACCCAGGAGGCCUUUUAUAAUGAUCCCAGUGUGCUGUACAUCUCUCUACAUCGCUAUGACGACGGCAACUUCUUUCCUGGUAGUGGACAUCCGAAUGAGGUGGGUGCAGGUGCAGGCAAGGGCUUCAAUGUGAAUGUAGGAUGGACAGGAGGUUUGAACCCUCCAAUGGGUGAUGCAGAAUACCUGGCUGCAUUCAGAGCUGUGGUGAUGCCUAUCGCUCAUGAGUUCUCCCCUGAUGUGGUGCUCGUGUCAGCUGGCUUUGAUGCCGUAGAAGGACAUUCGUCACCGCUGGGAGGCUACAAGGUCACAGCCAAGUGUUUUGGCUUCUUGACCCGUCAGCUGAUGUCACUAGCAGGGGGUCGUGUGGUUCUGGCUCUGGAGGGGGGACACGACCUCAAAGCCAUCUGUGAUGCCUCUGAAGCCUGUGUCAGCGCCUUGCUGGGGAUGGAGGUGGAGCCUCUGUCCCAGUCAGUGUUAGACCAGAAGCCUUGUGAGAAUGCAGUGCGUUCUCUGCAGAGAGUCAUCCAGGUUCAAGGUGAGUACUGGCAGAGUGUGAAGGAUUCGGCCGCCACGUUGGAUCUGUCCUACCUGCAGGCGCAGAGACGAAGACUGAGGCGAGACUCAGACAGCGAGGCCGUCAGCGCCAUCGCCUCCCUGUCGAUGGGAACCCUCACGUCUGACAGGAAACAUCCUGAAAAACUCAUGGAGAAAGGCGAUUCUCUCUGAAGAACUGAAGAAAGAGUCUUCUGACAGUUGCCUUCAACCAAAUCUCAGUGGAAACACACACAUAAACACACAAACUAUGUAUCUGGAUCAUCACUGGAAGCAGAUGUCACCUCACAGAAACUCCACCUGCGUUACUACUGGCUGCAGUCUGACCACUCUGAUUCAAACACACACUGAGGAACAGCAUUCGUCUGGGCCACAUUCAUAUUCUUAUGAUGUUUUUGCAGACUUUUCUUGAAGGGGACGUCACUCAGUGAACUAAAAGUUAGAAAAAGACAACCAAAAGCAGAUUGAUGAAGGAUCUUCACUCUUUUUGUAGUAUUAGGAUAAUCCUGACGUAGCAUAAACCAACUUGAGAAAUCACAUCUCUGUGACUUUACACUUUGUAAAUGUCUCCAGGAGGACCGCUCGGACUGUUGUAGCCUUGAAGGAGGGGUCAGGAUCUCCUCGGCUCACUGGAGCUCAGAGCUAAAGCAGUGGAGCAGGUGAAGGAGAGCAGACGUAUCCUCUACACUCAAUAUGAUGAUGUCAUUUGUCUGCAUGUGACAAAGAUCCAAUGAAGGAAAAGAUCGGCGUUUUUCCGAUCAUCUUGCACUGCACUGUUCUGCAAUGUAAACUGGACGAGAGGGAGGAGAUGCAUGUUGACAAUCAAACAUCUUGUUUGUUCAUAUGUUUAGUUUAAUUGAAUAUUCAUUCAUUUGACUUAUGGCACACAUUUUUGUGAAUGUCAGCAUGAGAUGUUUUUAAAAGAAUCCAUUUAUCCAGAGUGAAGCUACAAUGAAGUCUGAGAUACAUAUGUUUCAUAUUGUUCUGUAUGUCCACAUAUUUUCUUAAAUCUUUUUUUUUCUUUCUUUCUUGGCCUGUCAGGCGAGCACACGCAGCAGGACCUUUGAUCGCUGCAGUUAUUGUUGUUGCUCCCUGACAAAUACAAAAGACACGUCAGUCUUUGAUGAAGCGCAUCUUAAAUAUGUAAACAUGCUGUAGUUUGUAUCAGUGGCAUUAGUCACAAGAAAGAGCUAAUACCUCUAAUCACCGGGGCAUCAGUAUCAGGGCAGAAAGUUAUUACUCUGAAAUGUUCCCAAAAAAUAUUCUUGUUCCUACGCGUCAGGAAUCCCCCAUGAUGCCUCAGUGCAAUGUGACCACUCUUUGAUUGAUUGUAUAUGUGACAAUGCAGAUCACACUUCGAUAUUUUGGAUGAAACUCGCAUCCAAAGACUUUACGACAAUCACACAGACACAAAGUGCACUUACACUGCCCUCAGAUACGAGGGUCCAGUUGAUUUGGGUGUCGAUAUCUAAACAUGGUUGUGAAGUGGACCAGUGUUUGUACCUGUGGAUGAGCAUUCCUGCUGUAUUUGUUAAAUGUCUUUUUUUGUAACAAUUUUUUUUUCUUUUAACAAAGACAAUCUGAUCUGUCCUUUGUUCAUCAUUUACGUAGCGCCGGUCUGUUUACCGUCAGCAUCGGGGAUGUUUUGCUCCCUGGACCAAACAAUAGCAUUUUAGUAGAGCAAUAACACUGAGAUAGUUGAAUAUCCACACAGUGCAAUUGGACACAGGUUAAGCGCAACCAAAGCUUAUGAGAACAAUGUGCUGUCCCUGGACUGGCAUGGCCUAAAGAACUUCAAAGACUUUGAAGAGUUUGUGAAUGUUUCUUUUCUUCUAUCCAAACAGUCAAAAAAGCACCGAAAGCACAGGACAGAUAUAUAAACAAAUUCAUUUGACAUGACUUCUAUUUAUACAGUCAGAUUCUGUGUCUUUGAAGUGCUCUUUGCGUGUCGAACACAAUUAUGACGGUGCUAAUACAAUAUGUUUGCCUUUUUUUUUCCUUGUUUGAUUCUUUCUUUAUGUAGCAUUGUGUAUGGAACUCAAAACCUGUUUAAUAUUUGUUAAAGAAAAUGUGAAAACAAAUAGCAGCGAGAGCGGAGCAGUUUGAGCUCCAUGCAGAACAGAGGAGUGUAGCUUUGAGGAAUUUUACAAGAACAUUCAUGACAUUGACCUGACGUGUCUUAUCUUUUUCUGUCUUAAUGCAAAUGAUUUAUUUUUAUAUUGGAUCUCAAAAAUGAACCCUGUGCGUACUUAGAGACCAAAUUAUCAGUUGAUUGUCACGCUGACCAACCUGUGUGAAGGUAGCCUUAACAAACUGGAGCUUAAUUCAAGCUGCAGGCCAAGUCCAGUUUCAUCAUAACUGACUGUGUGAUAUUGUUUCUGUACAGUGUACAUGGAAACUUUUUUUUGUCUGCCUUUCGACUUUUCUAUUUCCCAAAAAAGUCCUUAAUAAAGGUAAAUUGUAUAUGUUUGAAUGAAAAA
Messenger RNA from Amphiprion ocellaris (clown anemonefish), 5559 nucleotides. Its product is annotated as histone deacetylase 7-like. Bases 299 to 3253 code for a protein of 984 amino acids. Gene Ontology annotation, biological process: negative regulation of transcription by RNA polymerase II; chromatin organization. The record is from RefSeq and is a predicted model, not a curated record. Gene Ontology annotation, cellular component: histone deacetylase complex. The transcript has 25 exons. Gene Ontology annotation, molecular function: histone deacetylase activity. NCBI's taxonomy places the organism in Eukaryota, Metazoa, Chordata, Actinopteri, Pomacentridae.